Messenger RNA from Eublepharis macularius, 3250 nucleotides. RefSeq names its product dystrobrevin alpha (gene DTNA). Gene Ontology annotation, cellular component: plasma membrane; synapse. NCBI's taxonomy places the organism in Eukaryota, Metazoa, Chordata, Lepidosauria, Squamata, Eublepharidae. The record is from RefSeq and is a predicted model, not a curated record. The transcript is spliced from 23 exons. Gene Ontology annotation, biological process: synaptic signaling. Bases 164 to 2449 code for a protein of 761 amino acids. Gene Ontology annotation, molecular function: zinc ion binding.
UAAAGAUAGACACAGAGAACACAGAUCUUGAGCUGGGGUUUAAAUUCAGUCUCUCUCAGGCUUCUAGCUUGAGAACUUUCCUUUUUGCCUCAUCAAGGACUUUAUUCCUUCAGACAAUAAAAGAACUCUUAGUGUAUUGGAAUUAUUGGAGUAUCGGAAGACCAUGGUGCGUGCAGCAGGAAUGAUUGAAGACUGUGGGAAAAGGGGAACUACCAUGGCAGAAAGGAGGCAGCUGUUUGCAGAAAUGCGGGCUCAAGAUCUGGAUCGCAUCCGUUUAUCCACCUACAGAACAGCAUGCAAGCUUAGAUUUGUACAGAAGAAAUGUAACUUGCACCUAGUGGACAUUUGGAAUGUAAUAGAAGCACUGCGGGAAAAUUCACUGAACAACUUGGAUCCAAACAUAGAGUUGAACGUAGCUCGGCUGGAAGCUGUGCUAUCCACAGUUUUUUACCAACUCAACAAACGCAUGCCAACAACCCACCAGAUCAACGUAGAACAAUCCAUCAGUUUACUACUCAACUUCUUGCUGGCAGCUUUUGAUCCAGAAGGACAUGGAAAAAUUUCCGUGUUUGCUGUCAAAAUGGCUUUGGCAACACUUUGUGGGGGAAAGAUCAUGGACAAAUUAAGAUAUAUUUUCUCCAUGAUUUCAGACUCCAGUGGUGUAAUGGUUUAUGGGAGAUAUGACAUGUUUCUACGAGAAGUUCUUAAGCUUCCCACUGCAGUCUUCGAAGGUCCUUCUUUUGGCUACACAGAGCAAUCAGCAAAAUCCUGUUUUUCUCAACAGAAAAAAGUCACAUUGAAUGCUUUCUUGGACACACUUAUGUCUGAUCCUCCACCACAGUGUCUGGUCUGGUUACCACUUCUGCAUCGGUUGGCAAAUGUUGAGAAUGUCUUCCACCCUGUUGAGUGUUCCUACUGCCACAGCGAGAGCAUGAUGGGAUUUCGCUAUCGAUGCCAGCAGUGUCACAAUUACCAGCUCUGUCAGGAUUGCUUCUGGAGGGGACAUGCCAGUGGUUCCCAUAGCAACCAGCACCAAAUGAAAGAAUACACGUCAUGGAAAUCACCUGCUAAGAAGUUAACGAAUGCACUUAGCAAGUCUUUAAGCUGUGCUUCCAGCCGUGAGCCUUUGCACCCAAUGUUUCCAGACCAGCCUGAAAAACCUCUAAACUUGGCUCAUAUUGUGCCUCCCAGACCAGUGACCAGCAUGAAUGAUACACUGUUCUCCCACUCUGUUCCCUCAGGAAGCCCUUUUGCAAACAGAAGCUCUCCUUACAAGAAUAAUGAAGUAGAGCAGAACAAAUUGCUGGCUAGGGCUGCUCCAGCUUUUUUGAAAGGCAAAGGGUUACAGUAUAGCCUCGAUGUUGCAGACAGGCUGGCUGAUGAACAUGUUCUCAUUGGGUUGUAUGUCAACAUGCUCCAGAACAACCCCUCACGUUUGAUGGACAGUCCAAACCGUCUAGAUGAAGAGCACAGACUGAUUGCCAGGUAUGCCGCAAGAUUGGCAGCAGAGACUACUUCAUCACAGCAGCAGCAACAGCAACAACAACAGCAACAGCAGCAGCAAAGAGGUGCUCCAGACAUUUCAUUCUCUAUUGAUGCAAAUAAGCAGCAAAGACAACUUAUUGCAGAACUUGAAAAUAAAAACAGAGAAAUCUUACAAGAGAUUCACAGGCUGCGACUUGAACAUGAGCAGGCAUCUCAGCCCACUCCGGAGAAGGCAGCUCAGAACCCUACUCUCCUGGCAGAACUCCGGCUCCUCAGGCAAAGGAAGGAUGAGCUGGAACAGAGGAUGUCUGCUCUUCAGGAAAGCCGGAGAGAGCUCAUGGUUCAGUUAGAAGGCCUCAUGAAAUUGCUCAAGGAAGAAGAACAGAAGCAGGGAACCCAAGGGGCAGGCUCCCCUCGUUCUUCUCCCAGCCACACUAUCAGUCGGCCUAUUCCUAUGCCCAUCAGAUCUGCAUCUGCUUCCUCUACUCCAGCCCAUACACCUCAGGACUCUCUGACAGGCGUGGGAGGAGAUGUGCAGGAAGCUUUUGCACAAGGCACAAGAAGAAAUUUAAGAAAUGACUUACUGGUAGCAGCAGAUUCUAUUACCAAUACUAUGUCUUCACUGGUGAAAGAACUAAACUCAGAAGUUGGAAGUGAGACGGAGAGUAAUGUGGACUCUGAGUUUGGUCGGACUCAUUUUGAUGACCUUGUUCCAUCACCAACUUCUGAAAAGGCAUUCCUUGCGCAGAUCCAUGCCCGGAAGCCAGGCUACCUUCACAGUGCAGCUGCCACUGGGACCAUUCGCAGUGAUAUGGUUACAGAAGAUGGAGACCCCUAUGUCAGAGCAGAUGAUGAGAACUAUGAAAAUGAUUCUGUACGCCAGCUGGAGAAUGAGCUCAAGAUGGAGGAGUAUUUGAAACAAAAGCUGCAGGAUGAAGCUUAUCAGGUUAGCUUGCAAGGAUGAGUACCCCAUCCUUGUAUCACUCUCCUCUGAAGCAAGCUGCAGUCAAAUAGACAAUGAAAGCUACAUAAGAACUGACAAAGAGGAGAGUUGAACUCCACCUGAUGGCAGAAAGAGAGUGCCUGCCAACUUCACAGAAGAAGCGCAACAACAAGUGCAGCACCUCUGACAUAAGAUCAACCAACCCAUUUUGAAGACUGUAGCACAUUACUUUUGUUCUACAAGUUGUAGUUUGUAGGUGUUUGUUUUGAAGAAAAUAAGACAUUUUAUUUAAAGCUAACUUACAGCAGCGACAUCUUAUGUAACAUGGCUCAUUACUGGUGAAGAACACAGGCUGACAAAAAGAAAGAUUGCUGUUACAAUUAACAGCAGUAUUAACAAAAUACUCAAGCCCUUUGCACAUAACGUUGAACAUGUUCAGUUUACAAUGACAAUAUUAAUGAUGUUUAUAGUAGUUUGAUUUCUGAAUAGUUUGAAAAUUUAGAACACUUUCCUAUACACUGUACAUUGUUUUUCCACAGAGGAAAUUUUAAAAGCUAAAUGACGCAUUUAACACUUGAUGAAUAUACUCCUGAGUGUAUAUAUUUAUAGCCCCAAAGCUAAGUGCUAGACUUUAGUUGCAGUCCUGCAGCCAGUCCUAUGUGCUUUAAUACCACUGAUUUUGGUAGGACUAGAGUGCAUAAACAGGUACAGGAUGGCAGCCUUAGAUGCAAUUUGUUUUACAGUCUUUCUGCAAAAAAAAAGUGAGAAAGAUUUGUACAAAAUGUACUAAGAGUAUCUCUAUGAUUUAGGGCUACUAUAUAA